Molecule: messenger RNA, 411 nt
Organism: Lottia gigantea (owl limpet)
Lineage: Eukaryota; Metazoa; Mollusca; Gastropoda; Lottiidae
Exons: 3
Coding region: 1-411 (136 amino acids)
Molecular function (GO): protein binding
Source: RefSeq, a predicted model, not a curated record
AUGGAGUUGUCAUUCCAUGAUGGUACUAUAAGAGAUUUAGUAUUAAUUAUAAAGAGAUUUAGUUUGUGUUUUUAUUAUAUUCUAGGUAAAGAGAUGGAGUUGUCAUUCCAUGAUGGUGCUAUAAGAGAUUUAGUAUUUAUUAUAAAGAGAUUUAGUUUGUGUUUUUAUUAUUUUCAAGGUAAAGAGAUGGAGUUGUCAUUCCAUGAUGGUACUAUAAGAGAUUUAGUAUUUAUGCAGGAUGCUACUAAUAAAACAUCAAUAUUAAUUAGUGGUGGUGCUGGAGAUUGUAAGAACUAUGUCACAGACUGUGUUACUGGAACUCCCAUCAGAGCUAUGGCUGGUCAUUCUGGUGAGUUAACCAAAUUUACUCAUUAUGUGUUUUGCAACUUUCAAAACUGGCAUAGAUCGUGA